AUGGCGCACUCCUUUCACGUCCCCAUAUCCAAGGCACACCUAAAAUGGAGCAACGCCCUCUCACCAGUCCUCACGGUCCCUUCCGGCGCCGAGAUCUCAUUUGACCUCAAGGACGGCGGCAACAAUCAGGUCCGUCCGGAUAACGAGGCCACGUGCUUCUCCGACUUCGACCUUGCCUUGGUGGACCCGGCGUUCGGCCCCGUCUAUAUCGAGGGCGCCGAGCCGGGCGACGUGCUCAAGGUGGACAUCCAGGACCUGGUCACGGCCGACUACGGCUGGACCGCCAUAUUCCACGGCUUUGGCCUGCUGGCCGACGACUUCACCGAGCAGCACGUCAAGAUCUGGGACCUGACCGGCAAGUCGUUGCUCCCCGGAAACACGGGCGCCAACGGCCCCCCGCGCGCCGUCUUCAAGCCAGGCAUCUCGGUCCCUGUACGCCCCUUCCUCGGGGUCCUGGGCAUCGCGCCCGCCGAGCACGGCGAAUUUAGUACCAUCCCACCCUACACGCUCUCAGGCGGCAACAUCGACACGCGGUACCUCGGCAAAGGGUCGACCAUCUACUUCCCGGUCCAGGUACCCGGCGCACUGUUUAGCUGCGGGGACGCCCACGCUGCCCAGGGCGACGGUGAGGUCUGUGGGACGGCCAUAGAGACGCCGGGGAAGGCGACUGUCAAGCUGAGCAUCAUCAAGAAGCACACCGAGGGCUGGAUGGAGCUUUCAUGCCCGCACUACACCACCCCUCCGAGGGUGGGCGAGGUCGCCGAGGAUGAUGUCAAGGGUACCUACGCUGCCUUGGGCGUCCACGCCGACCCCCGGGAGGCGGCUAAGAUGGCACUAAGAGGCCUUCUUGACUGGCUUGAGAAAUACAAGGGCCUGACGAGAGUGGAAGCGUACAUGCUAUCAAGUGUGGCUGCCAGCUUGCGCAUGACUGAAGUUGUAGACAUGCCCAACUUUGCCGUCUCUUGCUCUAUCCCGCUCAAUACAUUUGAAGAAUGA
Molecule: messenger RNA, 996 nt
Organism: Diaporthe batatas
Lineage: Eukaryota; Fungi; Ascomycota; Sordariomycetes; Diaporthales; Diaporthaceae
Exons: 1
Coding region: 1-996 (331 amino acids)
Molecular function (GO): hydrolase activity, acting on carbon-nitrogen (but not peptide) bonds, in linear amides
Source: RefSeq, a predicted model, not a curated record